Molecule: messenger RNA, 1392 nt
Organism: Calidris pugnax (ruff)
Lineage: Eukaryota; Metazoa; Chordata; Aves; Charadriiformes; Scolopacidae
Product: C-type lectin domain family 2 member E-like
Exons: 7
Coding region: 521-1015 (164 amino acids)
Source: RefSeq, a predicted model, not a curated record
CCUCUGCCCAGGAAAACUGAUGGGCACCUACAGUGUGGUCCUUGAGUCUGUCUUGUGUGUCCUUCACAGAAGAUUGAAGCGCCUCUUGCUCUGAUUUCAGAAGGUGCAGUUGUAUCUGAAUUUGUUUCUGAGAGGAAAGAAAGAAAGAAGUCCCCUGUGGAAUGGCAUCGUGGUCUGGCAGCCUCAGCAGAAGCACCGGGGAACUCUUGGUGGCUCUUGGGGAGGCAAGAGAUGGGACGGGAGAAGAGAUUCUUAUCCCAGGGACACCCCCCACCCCAAGAAGGACAAUCCAGGGGUGUCUUUCUGCCUCCAGCCACCGCCGUGGACUGAAAAACCUUGAGCUGGUGGGGAACUGGGAGAACUGGGAUUUGGAGCAUCCUGGCAAAUCCCCGGAGCUGGAGAAGGACCUGGCUGGUUCUUGGGGUCCUUCUUGACCCAACUGACCUUGGUGGUGGUGGUGGAGUUGAGGGAUACGCUGGUCUCCCCGGGGGGUCCUUCUGUCUCCUUGGUGGCCCCAGGGAUGGCAGAAGCUCUUGGUGACGCAGGUGAAGUCUCGCCCGUGACGAUGCUGUCGCAGCAGAGAGCGAAGGACGAAGGCACCAAUUUUAGCCUCAAGUGCCUUAAGGACAAGAAGGUCCCCAUCGGGGUCACCUUGGUGGUGGCGGCGUUGCUUCUCACCAUCAUCUCCCUGGCGGUUAAAAAAUGCCCCUCCUGCCCGUCCUGCCCUUCUCCCAUCCUUCCCAGCUGCCAGGAAAAGGGGAUUGGCUUCGGGGAGAAGUGUUUUUACUUCCUGGAGGAGGAAGCAGAUUGGAACGGGAGCUCGAGCUCCUGCCUCACUCUCGGAGCCCAUUUGGCGGCUGUCGACAGCUGGGAAGAGCUGGAUUUCCUCCUGCGCUACAGGGAUUCCUUGCAUUACUGGAUUGGGCUCCACAGGGAAAGUUCUGGACCUUGGAAAUGGUUUAACGGGUCUCUCUACAACAAUUCGUACGUCCCCAGCUUGUCCUGGAGGGAUUAACCAUGUCCUGGGCUGAGGGUCAGGGAUUCAAUGCCAGAAGAUAAAAAUAUAUCUCAGUUUAAUGAGGUGGGAGCAAUUAAACACUGAGUUUUCCUUGAGCUGAAGCACAUGGACCAUGGUCCGUGGACUUGUGCAAUGCAGGGGGUCAAGGACAUCUCUGAAUGAACCCACCUGCCCGGCAUCAACCAACUGAAAAUAUUCCCUUUUUAUGGAGCGGGAGGCGGUUUUUAUUCUCCGUGGGGCGGGUUGUUUGGUGGGAAGGGGGGUCCCCCUGCUCCUCCCAGCACCAUUAAACCCCUGUGGGAGAUACUCAGAUGCUGAUUUGAGGCUGACAGCAACCCGUGUCCUUCCCUUAAAGGCUUUUUAUUAUUAUUUAU